AUGGCACUCCCGAAGAACAAGAUGCAAUAUGUGCGCCUCGGCAACUCCGGGCUCAAGGUCUCGAAGAUCAUCCUCGGGACGAUGCAAUACGGCAGCUCGGGCUGGGCUGACUGGGUCCUCGACGACGAGGAAGAGGCCAUCAGGCACAUCAAGUAUGCGUACGAUGCCGGUAUUCAAAGCUUUGAUACCGCAAACGUGUACUCGAACGGUCUUUCCGAGGUCAUUCUUGGCAAUGCUAUCAAGAAGUUGAACCUUCCCCGCGAGGAGAUCGUCGUCAUGACUAAGGUCUUUAACCCGGUGUUGCCCCGUUACGAGGCCAAGUUCGGUGGCGCGGGAAAAUCUUCUGACGAGUUCAGGCUUGUGAACCAGAGCGGGCUUAGUCGCAAGCAUAUCUUCGAUUCGAUCAAGGCCAGCCUGAAGCGUUUGCAGCUCGACUAUGUCGAUCUGUUCCAGUGCCAUCGUUUCGACUACAACACACCAAUCGAAGAGACGAUGCAAGCGCUGCACGACGUUGUCAAAGCGGGCUACGCGCGCUACAUCGGCAUGAGCUCGUGCUAUGCAUACCAGUACUACGCCAUCAACAACAACCUCACGCCCUUCAUCUCAAUGCAGAACCAGUACAGCCUGAUCUAUCGCGAGGAGGAGCGAGAAAUGUUCCCGACACUCAAGCUCUUCGGUGUGGGGUCCAUCCCGUGGUCCCCGCUCGCCCGUGGUCUUCUCACUCGCCCGCUGACGGAAAAGUCGAAGCGUGGCGACACAGACUGGUUCCUGCCGCAGUACAAGGCCUCGGGCACACCUGACAUCGUGACGCGCGUCGAGGAGAUCGCGAAGAAAAAGGGCGUCAGUAUGGCACAAAUCGCGAUGGCGUGGUGCAUGUCCAAGCCGGGCGUCACGGCCCCCAUCGUGGGUACAACGAGCCUUGACAAGCUCAAGGACAUCCUCGGUGCACUCGAUGUGCAGUUGACGGAGGAAGACAUCAAGUAUCUUGAGGAGCCGUAUACGCCACAGGCGAUCAUUGGGCAGUUGUGA
Molecule: messenger RNA, 1029 nt
Organism: Fomitopsis serialis
Lineage: Eukaryota; Fungi; Basidiomycota; Agaricomycetes; Polyporales; Fomitopsidaceae
Product: Aldo/keto reductase
Exons: 12
Coding region: 1-1029 (342 amino acids)
Source: RefSeq, a predicted model, not a curated record